Coffea eugenioides is the source of this 2307-nucleotide messenger RNA. Its product is annotated as putative inactive disease susceptibility protein LOV1. The transcript has 6 exons. Bases 1 to 2307 code for a protein of 768 amino acids. Gene Ontology annotation, molecular function: ADP binding. NCBI's taxonomy places the organism in Eukaryota, Viridiplantae, Streptophyta, Magnoliopsida, Gentianales, Rubiaceae. Gene Ontology annotation, biological process: defense response to other organism. The record is from RefSeq and is a predicted model, not a curated record.
AUGUUACCUUGGUAUGCUAAUACGCUUCACGUUUCACCGAAGUCGGAGAGCGUAGCUGCAUCUGCUAUUAAGUUGAAGGACAAAAUCUGGCUUCGUGAGAUUUUCCUUGCUGACUUGGCUCAUUUGUCUCCUCACGUUUUUUAUUGUGAGGAGACCGUUCAGGAGCGGUCGUCUGAGGACCGCUCCUGCCCCACUCUGAAAACGAAAAUCUCUGAUCUUACCAAAAGUUUUCAGGAAUAUGGGAUCGCAAGACAGGACGGCGCAAGUAGUUCAUCGCAUCAACAAUUGAGGCGGACAUAUUCCCAUGUUGUCGAGGAUGACUUUGUUGGAUUGGAGGAUGAUGUUGAGAUGCUGGUAAAGCAUCUGUUGAGGGGAGGCGAUCAUGAUCAUGAUCAUGAGAUUGAUCAACGCUUUAGAGUUGUCUCCAUCUGUGGGAUGGGGGGGUUGGGAAAGACAACUCUUGCCCAAAAGGUAUACAAUCACCCUAAAGUGAGGCGCUGCUUUGAUGGCAUUGCUUGGGUAUAUGUAUCACAAACUUGGCAAAAGGAAGACAUAUUGCAACGGAUCUUGCUAAGCCUAAUCCCAGAAAAGAGAGAAGAAAUAGUGAAGUGGAGGGAUGAGGAGCUGGUCAGACAACUUUUUCAAAUCCUGCAAAAUAAGAAAUGUCUUGUGGUUCUUGACGACAUUUGGGCCACAGAACCAUGGGAAUGUAUAAAGCAAGCAUUUCCAAUUAGAAACGACGGAAGCAAGAUCUUAGUUACCUCUCGCAAUAAAGAUGUGGCUUUGCAUAUUGAUCCCAAUGGUUUUCACCACCAACCGCGCUUUUUAAGUGAGGACGAAAGUUGGCAGCUGCUUCAGAGGAAAGCUUUACGGGGCAGGUUUCAUGGAGAACAUGAAGAUUUAAAAAAAUUGGAAAACUUGGGGAAGGAAAUGGUGAAAGCAUGUGGGGGUCUUCCAUUGGCUGUGAUAGUACUCAGCGGAACUCUUGCCACCAAGAAGGACCUGAAUGAGUGGGCGACUGUCAAUAGAAACAUUAAAGCUCAUCUUGGAAGAGGAAACAACUUGAUCAAAGAAGAAGGAAAUCUGCACAAGAUAUUAGCUUUAAGCUACAAUGACUUGCCCUACAAAUUGAAGCCUUGCUUCCUUUACCUGAGUAGAUAUGAAGAAGACUCUGACAUAGGCACAGAGAAAUUGUACCAGUUAUGGAUUGCAGAGGGUAUAAUAUCAACAAAAGAUCAGAUUGGUGAAGAAUCAAUGAUGGAUGUAGCAGAAAGAUACCUGGGAGAAUUAGUAACACGGUGCAUGGUUCAAGGUAAAGCCCCUGAUGAUGAUGAUGUGAUGCUGUCCUCCGCUGGAAGAUCAUUUGCAUCGUGUCGCCUUCAUGACUUAAUGAGAGACCUCAGUUUGGUCAAGGCCAAAGAGGAGAAUUUCUUGUUAUCCAAAAGCUAUUAUCAUGAUGGAAUUCUCAAUGAGUAUGGCAAUAAUGAUCACUCACAAGUUUACCGUCUAGCCGUCCAUUUUUCUAAGGAGGAUGUAAGGAAAUAUGUCCCUCCAGCUGAGAAGAGACAUACUAGGCACCUGAGGUCACUCGCCUUGUUGGUCUCAGGUAAUGAUGGUUAUGAAGGGCGUCUUCCUAAGAAAAUGAAGUCUCAAUUCAAUCGGUUCAAAAUGCUCAGAGUGUUGGCCAUUGAAGGGCUCUGUCCUGCGUUGUCUGGAGAUCGCACACUUAAAAGUGAAUUUCUCCGAGUAGCAGAUCACUUGAGGCUCCCAAAAGCUAUUGGGGAGCUGAUCCACCUGCGAUACUUGAGUUUGAGACGUUCAAUUUUCCUCUGUUUGCCAUCAUCCUUGGGCAACUUACAAAACUUGCAGACACUUGAUUUACGGGCUGGAGAAGAUCCCAUGGAGACACUGGAAAGGCUUCCUAAUCUACGAUCACUUCACUUGCAAUAUAGAUCUUUUCUCGGCAAAGAGAUGAGGUGCAAGGCAACGGGUUUUGGCCAACUUAGAUUUCUUCGUUUUGAGCGUCUACCGAACUUAGAGAAGUGGAAUGUUGAUGAAGGAGCCAUGCCCAACCUUUCGGUCUUGACGAUUGUAUAUUGCCUAAAUCUGGAGAUGGUUCCCAGUGGAUUGAAAUUCGUUACAACUCUGAAAGAGUUGAACAUUGUGCGGAUGCCAAAGAAAUUCACAGAUAGGAUCCAAGCAGCAAAUGGUCAUGAAGAUCAGGGACAGGAUUUUGACAAAGUCUCCCAUAUACCCUCUAUUAAUGUCCGUAAUGUUUCAUCGGACCAAGCAUGGUUGAUCAGUUAG